AUGAAGCACCUCCUCCUCCUCGCCAUGCUCUGCCUUUCCUUGGCCAGCAGCUUGAAAAGGGUGACCCUGAAGCGGUACCCCUCCCUGAAGAAGUCGCUGCGGGACCGUGGGCAGCUCUCCCACUUCUGGAAAUCCCACAGGCUGGACAUGGUCCAGUACAGCGAGGACUGCACUGCCUUCACGGAGGCCAACGAGCCCCUCAUCAACUACCUGGACAUGGAGUAUUUUGGGGAGAUCUCCAUUGGGACCCCCCCCCAGAACUUCACCGUGAUAUUCGACACGGGCUCCUCCAACCUCUGGGUGCCAUCUGUCUACUGCGUCAGCAAAGCCUGCGCUAAGCACACCAAGUUUCAGCCGUCACAGUCCAGCACAUACCAGGCGAUAGGGACCCCCUUCUCCAUCCAGUAUGGGACCGGCAGUCUGACGGGGGUCAUCGGAUCUGACCAAGUAGUCGUUGAGGGCCUCACCGUGAGCAACCAGCAGUUUGCAGAGAGCGUCAGUGAACCAGGAAAAACCUUCCUGGAUGCCAAAUUCGAUGGGAUCCUGGGGCUGGCUUACCCCUCGCUGACCGUGGAUGGGGUCACCCCUGUCUUCGACAACAUGAUAGCACAAAAUCUGGUGGAGCUGCCCAUGUUCUCCGUCUACCUGAGCACGAAUCCUGAAUCCUCCGUGGGAGGAGAACUGCUUUUUGGUGGCUUCGACCCCUCUCGCUUCACGGGGACCCUGAACUGGGUGCCGGUCACCCAGCAAGGGUACUGGCAGAUCCAGUUGGACAACAUCCAGCUGGAUGGGACAGUGGCUUUCUGCGUGAACGGCUGCCAGGCCAUCGUGGACACCGGGACGUCGCUCAUCACAGGUCCCACCAAGGAUAUAAAAGAAUUGCAAAACUAUAUUGGUGCCACACCUGUGGAUGGAGAGUACGCCGUGGAGUGCAGCAACCUCAACGUGAUGCCCGACGUGACCUUCACCAUCAACGGGCUCCCCUACACGCUCAGUGCCCAGGCCUACACCCUCAUGGAGUACAGCGACAACAUGGCCUUCUGCACCAGUGGCUUCCAGGGGAUGGACAUUGCCCCUCCUGCCGGACCCCUCUGGAUUUUGGGUGACGUUUUCAUCCGUCAGUUUUACUCCGUCUUUGACCGUGGAAAUAACAGGGUGGGGUUGGCCCCUGCCACCCCUUAG
Haliaeetus leucocephalus (bald eagle) is the source of this 1182-nucleotide messenger RNA. RefSeq names its product cathepsin E (gene CTSE). Lineage: Eukaryota; Metazoa; Chordata; Aves; Accipitriformes; Accipitridae. The coding region runs from base 1 to 1182 and encodes 393 amino acids. The record is from RefSeq and is a predicted model, not a curated record. Gene Ontology annotation, molecular function: aspartic-type endopeptidase activity. Gene Ontology annotation, cellular component: endosome. Gene Ontology annotation, biological process: proteolysis. The transcript has 9 exons.